Molecule: messenger RNA, 1542 nt
Organism: Linepithema humile (Argentine ant)
Lineage: Eukaryota; Metazoa; Arthropoda; Insecta; Hymenoptera; Formicidae
Source: RefSeq, a predicted model, not a curated record
AUGAUUAUUAUUUCACUGCUCUUAUGCAUCUUUCUCAUUUUACUGUGCCAUUACCUUAUUCAUCAUGGAAGAUUUUGGCAACUUAUCGAUCAAAUACCAGGACCACCGCCGCUCAUAUUACUCGGCAAUACUCUUUUAUGGUGCACCGGUUCAUUAGAAGAGCAAUUGAAGACUCUGGAAAAAUACGUUAAUAUUUAUUAUCCUAUUGCUAAAAUAUGGUCUAUUCAUAUUGCAAUUGUUAUGGCUGGUCAUCCUGAUGAUGUAGAGACAAUAUUAAGCAACCCGAAAGAGCAUAUUGGAAAAGGGUUUAUAUACACAAUGAUGCAGCCUUGGUUGGGAACUGGCCUACUUAUUAGUGAUGGAACAAAAUGGCAUGAAAGAAGAAAGAUGCUAACACCAGCAUUUCAUUUUAAUAUUUUGAAACAAUUUGUUAAUAUUUUGAUCGAGGAGGGUAAUCAUAUGUCACAAUGCUUGAAAGACAAUAAAGAAUUGAUUGUUAAUGAUUUACUUUCUUUUAUUAGUCAUCAUACGUUGAAUACAAUAUGUGAAACCGCUAUGGGAAUUUCUAUGAAAGAUAUGGGCGAAUUUCAGCAACAGUAUCGCGAAGCAGUUCAUGAAACCAAUCAAAUAAUCGUCGCUAGAUUAGCAAGACCCUGGCUUUAUCCUGAUGUGAUAUUUGCACUUUCGUCACUGGGUAGAAGGCAGGCUAAGAAUUUAAAAAUAUUGCAUGGAUUCACCGAGAAAAUUAUUGCGGAAAGAAAACAAUUUCAUAAAAGCACAGACGGACAAUAUUUGAAGCAAUUUCACAAUGAUUCAGUAAACGACGAUGAAGAUAUAAUAGGAGCAAGAAGAAAGCGAUUAGCUUUGUUGGAUCUUUUGAUAGCGGCGUCCUAUAACAAUAAGAUGAGUGAUUUGGACAUCAGAGAAGAAGUUGAUACCUUCAUGUUUGAGGGUCACGAUACAGUAGCAAUGUCUAUAUGCUUCACGAUAUUAUUAUUGGCUGAGCAUAAGAAUAUUCAGGAUCGUGUCAGAAGAGAAGUUAAUGCAGUGAUGCUAGAGAACAAUGGAAAACUUACUAUGACAGCAUUAAACAAUAUGCCAUACUUGGAAAGAUGUUUGAAAGAAUCGUUGAGACUGUAUCCUAGCGUUCCUAACAUAGUGCGAGUUGCGUCUGAAGAUGUAAAGAUACAAUCAUAUAUUGUGCCUUCUGGAACAUUAUUAUAUGUUCCCAUUAAAACCAUUCACAGACAUCCCGAUUUAUGGCCAAAUCCAGACGUGUUUGAUCCAGACAGAUUUUUACCAGAAAAUUGUCAAAAUCGUCAUCCUUUUUCUUAUUUACCUUUUAGCGCAGGAUCACGAAAUUGUAUAGGUCAGCGAUUUGCCAUGUUCGAGUUAAAGGCUACAAUAGCUCCUUUGGUGCAUAACUUUUACUUGGAACCUGUUGAUUAUUUGAAAGAUUUUCGAUUCCGGUUAGAUUUAUUAACUCGAGUUGUACAUCCAAUUCGUGCAAAAUUUAUUCCAAUCGAAAAUGCAGCCAUUUAA